Panicum virgatum (switchgrass) is the source of this 1294-nucleotide messenger RNA. RefSeq lists its product as uncharacterized. The transcript is spliced from 2 exons. The record is from RefSeq and is a predicted model, not a curated record. Gene Ontology annotation, molecular function: protein dimerization activity. Bases 20 to 1123 code for a protein of 367 amino acids. Lineage: Eukaryota; Viridiplantae; Streptophyta; Magnoliopsida; Poales; Poaceae.
UAGUGACAUUGCUAGGCGAAUGGCCAUUGACCGGAAAACUUCACCAGCUGCUUGGUGGGCUACAUUUGGGGGAGAUACACUAGUGUUGCAAAGGGUCGCCCGACGCUUGUUGUCGCAGUGUGCAGCCUCUAGUGGAUGUGAAAGGAACUGGAGCACAUUUGCUUACAUCCACACCAAACUGCGCAAUAGGUUGAGCCACCAGAAAUUGGACAAAUUGGUCUUUGUGAACUACAACCUCCGCUUGCAUCUGCAACGUGCUACUAGAGGGGUCGAUCCAUAUGACUAUGAUCCAGUUAGCAGUUUCAUGGAUCUUUCUUUGUACCGGCAGUCAUCAGCAAUUCAAGAUUGGAUGAAGCAAUCAAGGUCCAAUGGAGACCCAGCAUUUGAUGAAGACUCUGACUUCACUGACACUCCAUUGCCGAGCCAGAUGUUCACUGACAUAGGCUCUUCUCAUGGUCACGAUGAAGAUGUGGAGACAUGGGCCGAAGAAACAAUUGGGGACACACAUCUGGGAAAAAGGAAGACUAAGAUUGGUCCCGAAAUGAGAAAAGGGAAGAAACCACGCACUGAGGAGGAGUUAGGUAGUGACGAUACCACACCUGAGCCUAGUGGUGGUGAGGACAUUGGUGAUGAUGAUGAUGAUGAUGAUGAUGAUGAUGAUGAUGAUGAUGAUGAUUCCAGUAGCAGUGAAGGUGAUGGCAACGAAAGUGGUGGUUAUCGUAUAUCUCCUACUAUAAGGUUCACUGGGGAGGAGGACUUCACCCAUGCAACACAAGAUACAGAUCAUGGAGCACCUACUUCACAACGACAAACAACAUCGACACAUCGACAUGGUCGACAGGCCCCACUUGCAUAUGAUGAAGAUAGCUCCAACUCUGCCUCCAGUGGUCAGUACUACAACCCUUACAGUACUUCUCCCCCUGUAGGGGGCUUUCUGUGGCCACCACCAGGGGUGGUGAACCCGCCACUUCCGCAGGCAGUUGCAGCAUUGCCUUAUUUGGAUUAUCAUGGCUACCUACCAUAUGGAGCUCCACAGUUGCAAUAUCGCCCACCUACGUACGUGUAUUUGCCACCAACAGACGAGCCGUAUGAGGGACCACCGGGAGAGAGAUUUGAGGACUGAAGAAUGCAGAGAAUAUGCUACAUGGAUUAUUCUGGACUAUGUCUUUGCCUCUGUUGUAUCUUUGGAUUGUAAUAAUUCUAAGGGACUUUGGAUGUAUUGCGUUCUAUGUGUGGACUUUGGACAUGAGUUAUGUGUAAUAAUUCUAAUGGACUUUGGAUGUAUUACGUUGUA